AUGACGGGCAAGGAUAUUAUGAACAACUUGCAGACCAAGUUUCAGUCUUUCUUCCGCAAAGGUGGUCAGAAGCCCGGGAAGUUAUCAGAUACUGACUCCGAGGUCACAUUGUUUCCGUUGUCUGAGCCCCAGCCAAAACCUCCCCAAACCAUCGACACGACGCAGUGUAUUACCUGCAGAAAUUCAGCUCCUGUGCCAUACAAUGGAGACCAGUGCUUCGGAUCUUGCUGUCGGGGAUAG
Messenger RNA from Aspergillus steynii IBT 23096, 240 nucleotides. RefSeq lists its product as uncharacterized. The transcript is spliced from 3 exons. Lineage: Eukaryota; Fungi; Ascomycota; Eurotiomycetes; Eurotiales; Aspergillaceae. Bases 1 to 240 code for a protein of 79 amino acids. The record is from RefSeq and is a predicted model, not a curated record.